Cottoperca gobio is the source of this 2148-nucleotide messenger RNA. RefSeq names its product ddb1 and cul4 associated factor 17 (gene dcaf17). Gene Ontology annotation, cellular component: Cul4-RING E3 ubiquitin ligase complex. Lineage: Eukaryota; Metazoa; Chordata; Actinopteri; Perciformes; Bovichtidae. The record is from RefSeq and is a predicted model, not a curated record. Gene Ontology annotation, biological process: protein ubiquitination. The coding region runs from base 476 to 1993 and encodes 505 amino acids. The transcript has 14 exons.
UGCCGUGUGCCUUAUUUCCUUACGUAGAAGAAGAAGCUUGUCGAAGACUACAAUAUGGUGCGGGAGAGGGCAGCUAGCGUUGACAGUUAACUAAACUCCACCAACGUUUCACUGCUGAUAUCACUUGUUUGUUUCACCCCUGGGCGACACAUACCAGUUCAACAAUAUAGUAUAUAGCGAACUAACCAGGUACGACUUUUGAACGAAGUAAACGAGAUAAUAAUGUGCUCUGGCUCAACGGUGCUAACUUCAGCUAGCAUUAGCCGUUAACUUUCCGUGUUGAAGCCUCGGAGUGGUCUCCGGAUGAUGGAGCUCAGUGAGCGGUUGUAACGUUGUCACUACCUCGGACUGGGAAACCAUAUCGCCCUUACCUGACUCUGACGCCUGUGCUCUUGGAGGUUAGCUCAGGUUGUUGUCUCCUGGCAUGCUACACCAGACAGUCCUCUUGUAGAAAGUCACAAGUGACCCCUGCUAGAUGGCGCCGUACCGGAGAAAAAGAGCCGUAAACGCCAUUGAGCUGUUGAGCUGGAGGAGUAGAGGUAUCGGGGAUGCUGGGACUCUGAUCAGGCUCAAUAUGGAGGUCCUUAGAGGUCUCAUCCUCCAGGAUAACAGGGAAUUCAUUAAAGUAUGGAGCAAGACCUCGAAAUCCACAAUAAUGUAUGAGAAUGGUAAAAUCUACUUGGAAAAUUACCAGAACUGCUACAGCUGUUUUCAUUCAGAGCCUCAAGUUCUUUACAAACUGCCCAAGAGAUCUAAAGUGGUGAAAUUUGAAGAUGCCUUGCUGUGUCAGAGCCCACUUGACCGCACAUUGGCCUCCCCCUCUGAUCACAAACCCGCCCUCUUGGCUUUAGCGGCCAAUAACUGGCUGUAUCGCCUUUCAGCUGAAACGGGAGAAGUGCUGCAGAGAGUUUUCCUCUCUUCAAUUUAUAAGUUCAGGUAUCUUGGCUGGGAUGUUUCUCAAGAGAUGAUUUAUGUUAAAUCUGUUCACAACAAAGAAUCAUCUAUAACACGACCGUACAGUUCAGUGAUGCACCUGGCCAUCUUUCACGUCUUCCCCUUACAAAUUGUCGGCAUUAUGGAGAUCAACAAAAGGGUGUUUGGAAAUGGUGUUACCGACGUUCUUCUGUCUCAAGGUGUGCUUGUGGUGUCUUACAUCAACAAGUCAGUGAAGCUGUACAGCUUUCAGCACAUAAUGCAAACGUUCUUGACAGAGAAGUUGACGCUUGGAAAGCAGAGUUCACUUCUUGGAGGCAAAACUGUGGGAGAUGUUCCAUUUGGUAUCCCAGUAAAUAUGCGAAUCACAGAUUGUCCCCCAGUGCUUUUCGAGGUGUCAUGCGAUUUUAACAGUGUCCAGAUUGGAGGCUACCCGUGGCACUACAUCUACACACCGCCGCAUAAAAAUCAGAAGGGCACUCACCACAUCUGUUCCCUCAAGGAAAGCAUUUUAGCAACAAAUGGAAUACAAAACAUGGACUGCUGCUCUCUAGAGAGUGAUGGGAUGUUCUUCCACCCGGACGACUCUGGAAGAAUCGUUCAUGUUGGACCUGCCACCAUAAAUGUCCUAAAACUCCUCGGUGACCUGAACAGUGUUUUGCCAUCAAAGGUCGUUGAUGAUUUCUCUAUGAACACUCAUCGAAACAACAAUCGUACCUCACAAGUCACUGUCACCUCGUCGGGCCGCACGGUGAAGAAAAGAUAUCAUCAGCUGGAUGAUGACCCAGAUCAAGAGACUUUCCGUCUGGUGGAAUAUGAGGAUGAGCUGGACCUUUUGGCAGUAGUGGUAACUAAUGGUGAGGAUGGAGAAGGCAGAGCCCACGUCUGCCUGCAUGACAACCAGAGCGGGCAGUUACUGCGGACGGUUGAUCUGGUUGAACCCUGGGACGAGACGUAUCGGCAUGAGUUGUUCUUUGACAAGGACACAAUUGUUCAUAUUGAACAAAAGAACACCACCUUCUCCUGCCAUGUUUACAAACUCGAGGCUGCCAGAAAAUAAGCGGCAUUUACUUUUUAAGGUUAUGUAAAUAUUUGUCUUUAAUGUUUGUUUUUGUGCAGCUUUUCUUUAAUCCUGAUUGACAUGUUCUGACUCACACCUAUAAACAUUUUUUACACUCUUUCUCUACAAUAAAAAUCUCAUAUUUUCCCAAAUUA